Molecule: messenger RNA, 3731 nt
Organism: Gambusia affinis (western mosquitofish)
Lineage: Eukaryota; Metazoa; Chordata; Actinopteri; Cyprinodontiformes; Poeciliidae
Gene: wnt2
Product: wingless-type MMTV integration site family member 2
Exons: 5
Coding region: 1105-2157 (350 amino acids)
Biological process (GO): multicellular organism development; cell fate commitment; neuron differentiation
Cellular component (GO): extracellular region
Molecular function (GO): frizzled binding; cytokine activity
Source: RefSeq, a predicted model, not a curated record
AAGACACUUGUGUAUAUUUGAAUGCUUGAAUGAAAGCAGAGUUUUGUGACACAUUAUGGCUACUGCAAAAGCAAAGUCGAACUCUUGACUGUGCCAAAUCUUUGACUUGUCGGGGUUUUUUUUCUGCUUCUCUUCCACGGAGAUCAUGUGCAAAAUCCAAUUUCCCCAUUAAUCUGGUCUGGUGUGGGUCCCGGGAUCUCCACAUACACUCGGGCCUGAUCAAAGUCGGAGGAAAUACCGAGUGACACUGGCUUCAAAUUUCCCCUGGAGACUUCAAAAAGACGCUCAUAAAUAAUCUAGUUGAGAUGGACAAGUCACCUUUAGGUGUUGCUGUGGGAGAACCGGAGUGUUUGAUUUAAAAAAUAAAAUAAAAUAAAAUACAACAAAACCCGUCAGUUCUGAGUUGGCGAAGGAUGAGGUUGUAAGUGACUGGAAAUUAAGUGUGCGUCAUUCUUUGGGAAUGGAGAGAAUUUGACACCUGUGCGUCAUCUUCACCAAAGUAUCAGAUUAUAUAGUGCUUAAGACGAACCGUCCAGUCAUUUUCUGCUGGCUCCUUCAACCUCCGUCCUGCCUUUCUCCAUUAAGAUUUAUUCGCAUUUCUCGAGGAUCGGGACAGACUGUUUUUAUUUUUGUAUUUAUUUGCUUCAGUUUUCUGAAUGCACAGGAUCAAAUCCUGCUCCGGUGCCGUUGGACUGAGGGAGACGCAUCAGCUGGUGGCAGGGAACCCGGAGCUCCGGGUCUGGACCCGAGCCAAAACCUGUCUGGUGUCAAACCAGCCCGAACAGAUACGCCGAGACAUCUCAUUUCUUCCCUUCAUUCCUGAAGCGGCAGCCUGCCCACCCCUUGUGUAAAAGUAUAGCUCAUCACCCGUCUGAUGUGAGGAUCUCUGCGGGGCUAUAAGACGCUCUGCGGAGCCUUCCUCCGGCAGAUCCCCCAUGGCUUUUACUCUCAGAUCGCCCUUGCUCUCACUUCUCUGGACUUUAUCAUACUUGAUUUGUUGGCCCACCGACUUUUUUUAAUCAUUAUAUAUAUCUAUUUUCAAAUGUUUCUCCCAUCCAUGGAAAUGCUCCGUGCAGAUCCAUAAAGAACCAAAUUCUGCUUAAUAUGAACUUUUUGCCAAGUGGAAUAUGUUUUUUUCUAUCUGUAGCAACCUGCUGGAUGACGGCCAAGGUCGAUGCGUCCUGGUGGUACAUGGGCACCCUGGGCUCCCAGAUGAUGUGCGACAACAUCCCUGGCCUGGUGAACAAACAGCGCCAACUCUGCCGCCAGCACCCCAAGGUGAUGCAGGCCAUCGGAGCCGGGAUGAAGGAGUGGAUCUCUGAGUGCCAGCACCAGUUCCGCAACCACCGCUGGAAUUGCAACACAACAGUGAGGGACCACAACUUGUUUGGCCGUCUGCUGCUACGUGGCAGCCGAGAAGUUGCCUUUGUGUACGCCAUCUCCUCUGCAGGAGUGGUGUAUACUUUGGCCAGAGCUUGCAGCCGGGGCGACCUGGACAACUGUUCCUGUGACCCCACCAAGAAGGGCUCAUCGCAGGACUCCAAGGGCUCCUUUGACUGGGGAGGCUGUAGCGAUCAUGUGGAGCACGCCAUUCACUUCAGCCAAAUCUUUGUGGAUGCUAAAGAGAGGAAGGAGAGGGAUGCCCGAGCACUCAUGAACCUGCACAACAACAGAGCUGGCAGGAAGGCAGUGAAGCGCUUCAUGACUUUACAGUGUAAAUGCCAUGGCGUCAGUGGCUCGUGCAGCGUCCGUACCUGCUGGCAGGCUAUGGCCGACUUCCGACGCACUGGUGACCACCUGAGGAGGAGAUAUAAUGGCGCUGUGCAGGUCGCAGUCAAUCAGUAUGGAACUGGCUUUACAGCCACGCACACACACUUCAAACAUCCCAGCAAAAACGAUCUGGUCUACCUGGAAGACUCACCAGACUACUGUAUACGGGACCCUCAGUCAGGGUCUAUGGGCACGGCGGGCCGGCUCUGCAGCCGGGCGUCCCGCGGCUCGGACAGCUGCGAGGUGAUGUGCUGCGGCCGAGGCUACGACACGGCGCGGAUCAGCCGCACCACCAAGUGCGAGUGCAAGUUCCACUGGUGCUGCGCCGUCCGCUGCAGAGACUGCCAGCAGCUGGUGGACGAGUUCACCUGCAAGUCCCACACAUGAUGGGAGCUGCGCCUGCCGUCAGGACGGACAUCUUCAUGCUAACCGGAGCUCUUAAUAUAUUUCUAGGUAGACUUCUGUCACUGUCUGCUGCUCCUGCUAGAAACGUCUCAUUCCUCGACCCGAAGCGGACCAGACUGAUGAAACCAAAGUACUAAAGUAUUUCAGCUUUUUCACGUUCAGCUACUUCACAACCACAAUUGUCAGUGUAUUUUAUUGGGAGUCUAUUAUUUGAAUAUUGCAUAAAAGUGAAAAAAAAUUCUUGCCGGUCAUCUUAGAAAGUGAAACUCGUAUAUUAUAUGGAAUCAUCACAUAGAGCGAUUUAUUCCAAGCCUUUGUUUCUUGUCAUUUUGAUAGUUAUGGCUAACAGAUAAUGAAAACUCCAAAAGUGUCUCAGAAAAUUAGAAAAAAGCUUAAAACAACUGUUCUUCACCUGUAGCCAUAAUUAUUAAAACUGCAACAAAAAAAGGCAAGAAAUAUGGCUCUUUUGCACAAUUUUCUUAUUUUUUUAUUUUUAGAUGUACUUUAGAAGUGUGUUAUCUGUUUGUGAGUGAGUAACUUGGUGGAAGCAGCCGUCCUUCAGUUACAGCUCAGUCUCAUCAGAUCCUCUGUUUUAUUUGAUCUGUUCUGCUGCCUGUUGGACAGUUAAAUGCCGGUUUUAUCCCUCCAGCCGUUUUCCAGAUGGAUAUAUCUUCCCACCAGCUCUACCUUCCCCUUCCCCCCCUCCAACAAUUGUUUUUUUUCUCAUCAUUUUUCCAUAAAAGUCAUGUUUCUAGAGCAUACUUUAACAGAUAUCCUAACCUGAGCUGUGCGUCUCUGCAGCAGCUCCACAACUACAAUGGUCCUACUUUGUUCUCCUUACUGAUGACUGACAGCUGGAGCUGCAGAAAAAAGUUUUGGUAACACUUUAUUUGACAGGUUGUGAAUGAAUUUAUGACUGUUAUCAUGAAGUGACAUGAUUGGGUAAAUUAUGACACUGUUAAUACAAAGUUGACAUUAUUCAAAAAUGUCAUUUUGGCUCAAAUAUUCACAAAGUGAAUAAGACUUUGACAGGUGUUAUGUCAUGUUUAUGACAGGUGUUAUGUCAUGUUUAUGACAGGUGUUAUGUCAUGUUUAUGACAGGUGUUAUGUCAUGUUUAUGACAGGUGUCAUGACAGUCUUAUUCAAAACCCGUCAAAUAAAGUGUUACCAAAGUUUUUCUAAGCAGCAUUAAAUCAGAUGGACUGAAGGUUGAAGUGCGUUCCAGACGUUAGGGGUUUUUUUCUGUUUAUGUUAGAAUUAUGCACAACUUUGUGAUUAAAAUGACAUUGAAGUUUACGGUUGGAAAGUGAUCAAAUUUAAGCAUAAUGAAUACUGGUAAUGAGAUUUGUAGAAGAGAUCUGUUGCUGUCUGGGAAUCCUAAAAGUGACUUUUACUCUUGUAGAUCAGUUAGUAUUUGAUUGACAACCUUUUUGUUUUUUAAAUCCCAGGAAAAUGAAGACAUCCACCUCUCAUUAUCAUCAACAAACUGUUGAGAACAGUACAUCCACAUGAGCGGUCUUUAUAUCUGAGCUCAUGCUGCUGUUUGUUCUGAUCGA